UUUAGUCAUCAAGUCUAAAAGAAGAUAAAUAGUAACCCAGUUAGUCAGAAAGACACUGAGAUCUAUAAACGCUACAACACUGAGAGUUUACUUCCUUCACCUUUCAGUUAUUUUUACAGUGAUGGAGCAGCAUUUGUUCCUACUUUUGUUUCUUACAGGAGUCGUCCCUCUCGUCCUGUCUGACACUCGUCAGUACUUUCUGAUCCAACAGGGGAAAACAUGGAGUGAUGCUCAGGCUUACUGUCAAGAUAAAUACAAAGAUCUGGCUAUCAUCAAGACCAGUGCAGACAUGGUUCAACUUCAGAAUGAAGCACAGAGACAACAAUUCACUUCCAGUGCUUGGAUUGGAAUGUACAAUGACAUUAAUGGCUGGAAAUGGUCUCUUGGAUAUGAGCCAGUGGGAAGCAUGAGACUGUGGGGAAUUUGGCAGCCUGACAACUGGCAGGGAAAAGAAUCAUGUGGUGGAAUGAAUGGGGGCACUUGGCAUGAUAGGCAAUGUACUGACCAAGUCCCCUUUGUGUGCUUUGAUGACACAAAAACUGGCAAUCAGAAGUACAUUUACAUUUCUACCCAUAUGACAUGGUCUGCAGCUCAAGCUUACUGCAGAACGUAUUAUACUGAUCUGGCCAGUGCUAGAGAUGCAACAGCAAAUUCAAUUAUAGCAGGAUUGAUCUCUGGCAUGACUUGGUUUGGUCUGUUCAGAGAGACCUGGAAGUGGGUAGACCAUAAAAAUGUCUCUACCGUCACCUGGAUGACCGGAGAACCUAAUAAUGCCCAGGGGAAUGAAAACUGCGUUUAUUUAAAUAAUGGCCUGGCUGCUGAUUCACAGUGCUCAGCCCUGAUGCCUUUUUUCUGUUAUGAAGUCACUAGAAAACAACAAAUCAUAAGGUUGAAGAUUCAGUCCAGUCAGGAUGUGAAUGAUACUGCAAUAAAGGAGACCAUAUUGGAGCAGGUGGGUCUCAUCCUCCUCAAGACUCCAUAUAUAACAUACAUUCUCCUUCUCAUUACUGCAGCCACAACCUGAGUCUUCAUCAAUCUCUGAUCAAAAACAAACUGAAGGAUCAUGGGAUGGCAGAAAACAUCACAGUUAAAUGGAGAGACUGAUGAGAUGGAAGCGUGUUUCACAAGGAGAAAAAAAGGCUAAUAAACAAAACAAAAAAAGACUAAUAAAAAACAAAAAAGAACUCUAAGUCUAAAUCUAAUUUACUAAGUUAAGAUUAUUUUUCAAGUUUAUUUCUAAGGUAAUAUUUAUAGAUAAAUAUAGAUCUUUACUUCUUUAGUUUUUCAGAUACAAGUAACAAGCAUGUAUUCAAAGUCUAACAACACUCAAACCUUUAUAUACUCAUUUUAAUUUUAAGAUAUGUAAUAUACUCAUAAAUAGACAUACAUAUAUAAAUAUUGUUUCAUUAUCAUAAGUGUUAACUAUUCAUUCUCUUCCUGGUGAAUUAGAGAUCAAAUACUAUGUGAUGUGAGAAUACAUGAAUAAUGUGUAGGAUAUUUCCCUAUGCUGAGACUUUUCUGCUUCCUCCUUAACUCUAUCUGCAGGAAUUCCAAUGUGAAACAAGGCCAAUAACAAUACAGUUUUAUUCUCAGCUCAGUUUUAUUCAUGUUUAACUUACAUAAUACUGCUCAUUCAAUAAUAAGGCUAUGAUUUCAUGUUCUAAUGCAUUUCCAUGAAAACCAUUUAAAUAAAGAA
Molecule: messenger RNA, 1696 nt
Organism: Hemibagrus wyckioides
Lineage: Eukaryota; Metazoa; Chordata; Actinopteri; Siluriformes; Bagridae
Product: asialoglycoprotein receptor 2-like
Exons: 6
Coding region: 122-1024 (300 amino acids)
Source: RefSeq, a predicted model, not a curated record